CGCGUCUGUUAACCGUGUCGCUUGCCGUUCACGGGUGUUUCGUCGUCGAUCUCGGAGAUCACCAUAAUACACAUUAAUAAUACUAAUAUUCAAUCGUACGGUGACUGAUCGUACGACGCAUCAACCAUCAACCAAUUGUAUAAAAUCGUUUACGAGUACGUGUGAAACGCGCGAAACAUUCAAACGGACGUCGUCCCAGUUUCAGCGAUCGGUCGGUCGUUACUUGUAUACGCGGUAAACGCGUUCCUACGUUCAGACCGGACCGCGUUCGGCAGCAGGUGCUGGCCCUGGCCGUCGGGCGGCGGUGAUAACGCGGCGGCGGCGGCUACGACGGCGAUCACAACAAUACGACAUGAAUCAGUUGUUGUGCAUUGGUGACCCGAGUCAGAACGUCAUGGCCGAGAGCAAGGGAUCCCUUAUCGCCAAAUCCGUAUCCAAACACGCUGGAAGGGCCAAAGAAAAGUUUCUUCAAAACUUGGGUAAAGUUGAUCGGACUGAAGAUGAGAUUUUUAACGAACAUUUACAAAAUUUUUCAAAACAGCAAAAUUCGGCAAAUAAAUUACAAAAAGAAUUCAACAACUAUAUUCGAUGUGUCAGAGCUGUACAAGUAGCAAGUAAAAGUCUGAUGGAUACGUUAAACGAAAUGUAUGAAAGCCAGUGGGUUGGACAUGAUCACAUGUGUACCGAUUCUAACAAUUUGGACAUGCUGUGGAGCGAUUAUACUCACAAGUUAGCCGAUCAAGUGCUCAUACCGUUGAACACAUACCAAGCUCAGUUCGCUGAAACACGGAAAAAAAUCGACAAACGAAACCGAAAACUAGUUGAUUACGACAGCCAAAGGCAUAGUAAUCAAUUGGCUAACAACAACGGCGUUGGAGGAGCUGGCAAAAAAAAAGACGAAGCAAAAAUGAUGAAAGCUAAAGAACAGUUCGAUGAAGUUAAGCGAAAGUUCGACCUCAUUAACACUGAGCUGCACGACGAAUUGCCUGCUUUGUACAACUCUAGGGUGCUAUUUUUGAUCACAAAUCUGCAACCAUACUUCGCUGCCGAACAAUUAUUUCACAGCGAAUCAUCUAAGGUAUUUUCUGAAAUGGAAUCAAUCGUUGACAAAUUGGCCACGGAUUAUCAACACCAGUCAAAAAUGCUUAACUAUUUCUUAGGAAACAAAAAGCCCUCAAACAACGUCGCUAAUAACAUUCAAUCUGCAUCACAGUCGCCCGUGUCUCCGAUAUCCAUGAAUGAAGAAGACGUUGCGAAAUCCCCGCCCUCGUCACCCGCGUCCCCUCAAAACACGGCAUUUGUAAGUAGUAGUAAAUCACCGUCAUCGCAACCCGACAGCAGUAACAAUGAAGUGCCAUUGGUGGCAUCGAAAACUCUGUUAGAAGACGAAUCGGUGCCUUCGUCGCCACCGUUGCAACAGCAACAACAACAACAGCCUUUGGUUAACGGCAAGAGCAGCUCAUCACCGGUAAACGGUGUUGCGCCGGUCAGACACGAGAAUGGCAUCAACAAAAACAUUGAGAUCGACAUACCACCAGGAGCUACUACGGAUAACUUGCCACCCGGAGUGCUUUACAGAGUGGUCGCAACUUACAAGUACGAUGCUGAAGACACGGACGAGCUAUCGUUUGAGAAGGGCGAGAUCAUCAGCGUAGUACCUUACGACGAUCCAGAAACGCAGGAAGAGGGCUGGUUGAUUGGUAUCAAAGAAAACACAGGAGAGAAGAAAAUGUUCCCUGCCAAUUUCACCAGACCCUUGUGAGUGCCGCACCGUCGUAAGCGCAAGGAGAUCAUGACAAAACCUAGAAUCUUGAAGUACUGUUUCUGGAUGUUUGUGAUUCUAUUUUAUGUUUUUAUGUCUUUGUUUAUCUAUACAAAUGAGAUUUGAAGUCGGGGUUUGACCGACCGUCACGAAACGCGCUGCAACGACUAGUUCUUAUGACAAAAUUAUUUUAUAAAUUAAAAACCGCCCUUAAGUUU
Molecule: messenger RNA, 1980 nt
Organism: Melanaphis sacchari
Lineage: Eukaryota; Metazoa; Arthropoda; Insecta; Hemiptera; Aphididae
Gene: Amph
Product: amphiphysin
Exons: 9
Coding region: 353-1762 (469 amino acids)
Cellular component (GO): cytoplasm; plasma membrane
Molecular function (GO): phospholipid binding; protein binding
Source: RefSeq, a predicted model, not a curated record